AUGGUGCGGGGCGCCGUGUCCGACGUGCGCGCCUCCAUCCUCCACUCCAACAUCCGCAAGGAGCUCGUGGCCAGGGUCAAGGACGUCGUCUGGCAGACGGUCCAGAAAGAGUCCGACUAUGUCGCCAAGCCGUGGCAGGAGAUUGAGUGGGAGAAGACGGUGGAAAAGUACCCGGACAUGAAGGACCCCAACAGCAAGCUGUUCAGGGAGGUGACGGACGCCCUCGACAAGUUCUACCAAGACAAGGCCAACGCCAAGGACUUGACCAGUAAGCAAAAGGUUGAGAGGAGCAUCUCGAGCUGCUUCAAGUGA
Messenger RNA from Purpureocillium takamizusanense, 312 nucleotides. RefSeq lists its product as uncharacterized. NCBI's taxonomy places the organism in Eukaryota, Fungi, Ascomycota, Sordariomycetes, Hypocreales, Ophiocordycipitaceae. The transcript has a single exon. The coding region runs from base 1 to 312 and encodes 103 amino acids. The record is from RefSeq and is a predicted model, not a curated record.